UCCAUUGAGAUCAAAAUUCUGAAGGAAAAAAAAUGGAGCAGAGAAGGGGGGAAAUGUGGGCUUUGAUGUGUUUUCUUCUCUUGAAUUGGGUGAGUAACGUUUCCUCGCUUUCCGUGACCGUUACAGACGUCGAAUGCGUUUACGAAUACGUGCUUUACGAAGGCGACACCGUUUCUGGCAACUUUGUCGUCGUCGACCACGACAUUUUCUGGAGCUCUGAUCAUCCUGGCAUUGAUUUCAUCGUAACAUCGCCUGGGGGUAAUAUAAUUCACAGUUUGAAGGGUACAGCAGGGGACAAGUUUGAAUUCAGUGCCCAACGAAGUGGAAUGUACAAGUUUUGCUUUCACAACGCCUACACGACACCGGAGACCGUUGCCUUCCAUAUUCAUAUUGGCCAUAUCCCCUCUGAGCAAGAUCUUGCUAAAGAUGAACAUUUGAACCCAAUUAAUGUUAAAAUUGCUAAGUUGAGAGAGGCUCUGGAGUCCGUUACAGCAGAACAAAAAUACUUGAAAGCUCGUGAUACUUUGCAUCGUCAUACAAAUGAGAGCACGAGGAAGAGUGUAAUAGGAUACACGGUCGGAGAAUACAUUCUGCUAGUGGCUGCCAGCGUACUUCAAGUUUUCUAUAUCCGUCGUCUCUUCAGCAAAUCUGUUGCAUACAACCGAGUUUGAACAGGAACAAUCCUGUACAUGAGUUCACAAAUACCUC
Molecule: messenger RNA, 708 nt
Organism: Hibiscus syriacus
Lineage: Eukaryota; Viridiplantae; Streptophyta; Magnoliopsida; Malvales; Malvaceae
Product: transmembrane emp24 domain-containing protein p24beta3-like
Exons: 4
Coding region: 33-671 (212 amino acids)
Biological process (GO): Golgi organization; intracellular protein transport; endoplasmic reticulum to Golgi vesicle-mediated transport
Cellular component (GO): endoplasmic reticulum-Golgi intermediate compartment; Golgi apparatus; endoplasmic reticulum
Source: RefSeq, a predicted model, not a curated record